Messenger RNA from Aspergillus puulaauensis, 384 nucleotides. RefSeq lists its product as uncharacterized. Lineage: Eukaryota; Fungi; Ascomycota; Eurotiomycetes; Eurotiales; Aspergillaceae. Gene Ontology annotation, molecular function: hydrolase activity. The coding region runs from base 1 to 384 and encodes 127 amino acids. The transcript is spliced from 2 exons. The record is from RefSeq and is a predicted model, not a curated record.
AUGGCGAGUACCGCAGUGGCGACCGGCCAGGCCUGGUCGACCGGGAGGGUUGGGUUGUUUGGGGUUAGUUACUAUUCUGGAAGCCAAUGGAAAGUAGUAGCCAAACGGCCGAAGGGCCUUGCCUGCAUUAUCCCCUGGGAAGGAAUGUCGGAUUACUACCGGGACCGGUGUCGGCAUGGCGGGAUCUUCUCGAACAGCUAUAUCACCUUCUGGUGGAAUCGGCAGGUCAUCACUAAUCAGUAUGGCCAACCAGGUAGAGCAGCUUCGCGGUGGGGAGACGAUACUAUUGAAGGCGAUCUGUCGGUAGAGGAGCUCGGUGACAACAUUCGUGACCAAACUCCGACAACGCCGCGAACCGGUUCCUUGAUGACGAGUACUACGUGA